Linum trigynum is the source of this 3929-nucleotide messenger RNA. The record is from the annotation of a GenBank genome assembly. Lineage: Eukaryota; Viridiplantae; Streptophyta; Magnoliopsida; Malpighiales; Linaceae.
AUUAAAGCACCAAUACUAUAUAGCAUAGUAGAAGUGCUCCACUUUCAUAAUGUGCCUUUGAUUAUUGUACAAAGUUCAUGGAAAUGGAAUAGUUGGGAAUGUCGGAUAAAGAUCUCCACAUAAUUAACCACAAGUAAUUAAGUAGUCUAUAUGUGUUGAAAUACCUCAGGGUUUGAGAUGGAUGUUAGGGAAUGAUCCUAGGGCAUGCUCCAUGGAUGACCUCGUAGGACCUCUCUUUCGAGGCAAGCUCAUCUACAUAUGCGUGGGUUUUAGAGAUUUUCGUUAAAAGCGUAUUAAACGUCAGAUCUAAUACAUUUAUCUGUAGAUGUGCUUUUAGUGAUAGCUUUUAGAUUUCAUAUGUUAGGGAUUUUGCCGUGGCCAAGGAAACAUACUAAAAGAUGAAUCAAUUAACUUAGUAGGCACGUGCGUGCAUAGACACAUGUUCAUAUAAAAAAAGAGGUGACACUAUUGAUAGAGAGGAUCUGCUAGACAAACCAAACCCUGACACAUUUACAUGCAAUGCAUUUCAACUUUUUCUUAGUAAAAUAAAUCUCGCGUGGCGUCAUAGGGCCUCUUUCGACACAUAUAGGGCUCUCUACGAUGCUUACUAGAGACCUGUAAAACCUACCUCCUGGUCCCAUAGUUGAAGUUAGGGCCCAUAAGUUUCAUACGGUACCAUCUCAUAAGACUCUUUGCUCAAUUUUGCUUCUGAGAUGGUACCAAGGUUGUCAACCUGCGGGCUGACCCGGACCCGGUCAAGCUAGUGGGUUAAGGGUUAAAGGGUUAACCAUUUUAGCUCGUUUGGCCCGGAAAUAUGAAAAGAGUUAUUAUAUUGUAUUUAUCCUGAUAAAUUAUAUCAAAUCUUAUAUAACAUAUGAGUUAUAACAUAUAAUAUUACACCAAAAUAACAUAUCGUACUUAAAUCCAACAUAUAGUGGAAAUUCACACACACUUAUAUAACAUCAAUAUUCAAAUGUUCAACUUAGGAUUCCAAAGAUUGAGUUAGGCGAUAAGAAAAAUCGAUAAAUAGGCGCAUUUCGCAAACCAAAGAAAAAAAUGACACAAUUUGACCUCUAACUCGGUACCUUGUAGCGGUCGACUCGACAGGUGCGUGCAGCCCGUUUUUCUCACCGGGUCAGAGUUAAAUUGGGUCGACCCGCGGGUUGACAACCUUGGAUGGUACCAUCCCUGGUCUUAUCCAUCUUUAGUCAAUGGCGGGUGACGUGGGUUCAUCAAUGGAGUGGCAGGCAGGCCACCGUUGGUGAAUACUGAAUACAACUAACUUGCUUACACCAGAUCCCAAACCCAAACCCCGGCCGCCACCACCAAUGGCCAGAAGCCACCACCGCUAUUACCGACAUGAAAGGUCGAUAGAUAAUGCACCGGAUCUCUUUAUAAAGAGAGAAAAUACAAGCCGUCUUUUUCUCUUCCCCCGCCACUCUGUCUACUUUCCCUUUUCCUUUUAAUUCUCUCGGAGACCAAACAACCCCUGGAGCUUUCUUCCAUCCCUCUGUGGGAAAGAAGAGACGGAAAUUUGCUAUUAAUUCAUACCCCAUAAAUAAUUAAUAUUUCAUUUAUAGUAAACCGGAUUACGGGGGAAUAAUUAAUGAGGAGGAGGAAAACCAAACGGCAGCUCCGGCAGCAGUUCCUUCCCGUCUAAUAAUCUUCUUCUUCUUCUGUCUCUGUUUUCCCCUUCUUUCCCGCCCUUCCCUCCGGUUCCGGCAGAUGCUCAGGCGGCUGCUCGCCGCCCCGCCGCUGCCAUGAAGAAGGAUCACCGGCGGAAUCGUGACGACGUCGUAUGGAGCAGGUUCUUCUGGUGCACGAUCUUCAUCGUCAUCUCUUGCGUCCUCUUCACUGGCUUCAAUUUCUCCUCCUUCCGUUUCCUCUUCUUCCCUCCUCCUGAGAGGCUGCAGCCGGAGAUAGUACCGCGAUGGCGGAUGGAUGCCGUGGCUACCGCCGCCGGCCACGGACACGACUCUCCCCGGAAGUUGGACGGGAAGGAGAAGAAGGUGUGGAUUCGGGAGACGGUUAUCCUUCCUGACCAGGUUCUGCUUUUCCUAAACUACCCUCCCUCCUCCGCCGCCACGUCACCACGUUUAUUGACUCGCGACGAUCUCGAUUGCGUCUACAACUUCUCCUCCUCCCCGACGGCGAGGCAAAAGAACGCCUCGCGGCCGCCCAACCGAGUCGACGGGGAGAUCGUUCGGUGCCCCCUGCUCGACCGCUCCGCAGCCGUUUCCCUCUCGGUGAAAUCGGCCGACGCAAACGCCGGCGGAGAAAUUCUUCUAAACGCGCGUCCAGCUCGCGCGUGGCAUUCCCUGGCGUACGAGGCGCUGAUCGACCGCGACAACACCACGGUGGUCUUCGUGAAAGGGCUCAAUCUACGGCCGGAUAAGCUCUACAACGUGUCGCGAUUCGAGUGCGUGUACGGCUGGGAUUUCACUAGGCCCAAGUUCAUCCUGCGGUCAGAAGUCAUCUCGAUCGCUCAAGAGAUCGCACGGUGCAGAACGCCCCUCAGCCUCCUGACCAAUCCCUUCAAUAGCUCAAUCAAAGUCACCGUCCGGGUCAAAGGCAGGGUAACCCUCAAUUCCGUCGCCCAGCCCCGACCCAACCCCGAACCAAAACUCGGGCCAAAACCGCACCAAUUGUGCAUCUGCACGAUGCUCCGGAAUCAAGCCAAGUUCAUCAGAGAAUGGGUGAUGUAUCACGACGAGAUCGACAUCUCUCGAUGGUUCAUCUACGACAACAACAGUGAAGACGAGAUCGAAUCUGCGAUCACGUUGUUGACCGGUUCCGGUUACAACAUUUCCCGCCAUGUCUGGCCGUGGGCGAAGACUCAAGAAGCCGGGUUCGCCCACUGCGCGAUACGAGCUCGCCCUUCCUGCGAGUGGGUUGGGUUCAUCGACGUGGACGAGUUCCUCCACCUCCCAUCGGGCCAAUCGCUGCCUGAAUUCCUCACCAAUCUAACCGAAGGAACGAGCGGACGACUCCUACUCCCUUUCCAAGUUGGGGAAGUUCGGGUGGCCUGCCAUAGCUUUGGUCCAUCCGGUCUAACCCAACCCCCAACCAAGGGCGUGAUUGCGGGCUACACCUGCCGUUUAUUCGCGCCCGAGAGGCACAAGAGCAUAGUGAGGCCCGAGGCAUUGAACUCGUCGCUGGUGAAUGUAAUCCACCAUUUCCAUCUCGGGGAAGGGUUCGGAUUCGUGGACGCGGAUCGAGCCACGAUGGUGAUCAACCACUACAAGUACCAGGUUUGGGAAGUGUUCAAGGAGAAGUUCUACAGGCGGGUGGCGACGUACGUGGCGGAUUGGCAGGACGAGCUGAACGUCGGGUCGAAGGAUCGGACACCUGGGUUGGGGACCAGAGCGGUUGAGCCGGAUGAUUGGUCGAGCCGGUUUUGCGAGGUGAAUGAUACCGGGUUGAGGGAUGAGGUGGUGAGACGAUUUUCGGAUCCGUUGACGGGUACUCUGCCGUGGGAGGAUGAAGCCGAGACUAUGCGGCAGGGCUUGUGAAGAUGGAUGGCGAGUUUUGGUGAUGUUUGUAGCUUUGUUUGGUGGUUCAUUCUAUUUGUAGAUAUAGAAGGAAGGGUGCAUACUGUGUUUACAUGUAACAACCAGAGGGAGAGAGGGAAAUCAGGUGAUUUGGCUCGUGUACAGUGGGUUAAUUUAGAAUAGAGGUAUUUGAUUAUGAUCCUGAAUUAGUGGUGGUUUUGGGUUGAACCAAUUUUCAGGAAUGUACAAAGCACAAUCGACGAUUAGAUUUUACCUCUGAUUGAAUUGGUUAAUUUUAUUGAGUUUUGAUUUACUACAUUCAAGAUUUUAUUCUAACCUGAUUUCAUUGGUCUAUUCAGAGGGGGGAAAUUAUGUACUGGAGAUUGCAUUAUAUAAAAUGUGUUGUUGAUCGGGUUCUGAUAAAAAUUCUAGAUGCUC